GUUAACAACAGUCCCACGUUUAAAUUUUUCGUUUUGAAAUAUGCAAGGAUCUGGUAACGUUGUCCUUUAGUAACUGCUACUUCUGCUACGAAUAUGCAGUGAAGUGUCAACUGUAAUUUAUAAUCAAGUUGGCCACACUUACCAAACAUUUUGAUUAUGUCAUUCUAUCACAAUUCUGAUCUACUUUUUAAAUAAGGCUGGUAAAUUGAUUAAAAAGGACGAAAAGUUGUGAAAAUGGUAAAACCUUUGGAAAAAGCUGGAUUCUUGGAACUUCACACCGCUGGUUUAAUUAUUGGCUGGCUAGGAGUGAUUGGAAGCGUUUUGAUUUUUAUUAUUGCGGCUUUUACUUUGGGAGAAGCCGAUAAGAUAGCUGAUAAUCUGGCACCAGAAAAUGGCGAAGAGUCAGGAUUACAUAACCAAGCCGAAGCUGCUGUUUCCUUUUUGGGGGUUUUCCUCAUGGGUGUUUGCAUCAUGAGUGCUGUGAUAUCAGGCUUACUCAUAUACGGAAUAAAUAAGAACCGACAUUCUAUGUUACUGCCCUGGUUGGUGUUAGGUACUUUUGGCGUUGUAUUCAGCUAUUUCAAUUUGUUGGCAGCCUUGUUUGCCUUUGUUGCUGGUCCACAUAACUUCCUAGACUUCUUGUACCAAGUAUUUUCUACUGAUACAGAUUUUAACAUUAAAGAGUAUAUUGUUGUAGAGUAUAUAUACAAAUUUUAACAUUGCGAGUACAUAUUUGGAAUCACUUACAGCUCUGCAAAGCUACUUUUAUUAUGUAAUAUACUCACUAUACAUGCGUAUGAAAAUGGAUACGGGAAUCGGUAGCGAAUUGGCUCCUCCACCAGCUGCAGCAGUACCAUACCAACAAAACGAUCCUGCAUAUUCUAACUAUGACAAGGUCGCGUCACCAUAAAAGGAUACCAAAUACCAGAAUAUACAGUUUAUAUACAGUAUAUACAGUUUCAAUAUCUAUAUUAUAAGACAAGUUGCCUUUACUUACGCCAAAUUCGCGUUUAUUCAACGCUUCUUAGCUUUUUUAAAACUGAAAACCUAACUAAAACAAUACAUAAAAGGAUGCCAAAUACCUGAAUAUAUACUAAUGAUGUUUAUUUACAAUUCCAAUAUAUAUAUUAUAAGACAAGUUGCCUUUACUUACGCCAAAUUCGCGUUUAUUCAACGCUUCUUAGCUUUUUUAAACAUGAAAACCUAACUAAAACAAUAUAUAAAAGGAUGCCAAAUACCAGAAUAUAUAUUAAUGAUGUUUAUUUACAAUUCCAAUAUCUGUAUUAUAAGACAAGUUGCAUUUACUUACGCCAAAUUCGCGUUUAUUCAAAGCUUUUUUAAAACUUAAAACCUAACUAAAACAAAUAAUAAAAAUACUCAAGAUGUUCCUUGCCAACAACUAUUUUGCCAAUAAAUAAUAUUAGUUAAUGAAUUCAA
Molecule: messenger RNA, 1437 nt
Organism: Drosophila albomicans
Lineage: Eukaryota; Metazoa; Arthropoda; Insecta; Diptera; Drosophilidae
Exons: 5
Coding region: 235-717 (160 amino acids)
Source: RefSeq, a predicted model, not a curated record